AUGGCUAAGAAGUUGGCUCUUGAACAGAAAACAUGGUGUGUGGCCAAGCCCUCGACUGAAGAAGUUGAAUUAGGAAAUAAUAUUGAGUUUGCAUGCAAUCAAAUUGGAGUUGAUUGUAGCAUAAUUCAAGAGGGUGGUCAAUGCUAUAAUCCUGUGAGUCCCAUUAAUCAUGCUUCUGUUGCCAUGAACCUCUACUUUCAAAGAGCUGGUCGUUUCGCCUUCAACUGUGAUUUCUCCAACUCCGGCCUCAUGGUUCUUACAGAUCCAAGCUAUGGAGCAUGCCUCUAUUCCUUUAUAUAGCGGUGUGGCUUAACUUUUCUAGUCGAGAAUCUGCUUAAGGAAUAAAGUAGGGUUUUAUUAAUCAUUGAGGUUAUUACCCAACAUAUUCAUAUAUAUGAUUGAAUUAGUUGCUAAGAAUUGCUUUAAAGAAUUAGUUGCUAAGAAUUGUUUUAAAGAAGUGUAAUCAUUGACACACUAUAGGAAUUCAAGAGCAAUUGUAAUGAAAUAUGAAAGUGAAAUAUGCAUGGUUUUUAGCACUGAGGCCUUGCAAUAUGUAUUUUUUUUUUCUGACAUCAUAAUGUAUCUUAGCUUCUUUCAGUAUAUUACAAUUUGUUAUUGGCUAAACGCUACUACAAAAAAGGCUAAAAAGACCAUCCA
Molecule: messenger RNA, 657 nt
Organism: Beta vulgaris subsp. vulgaris (sugar beet)
Lineage: Eukaryota; Viridiplantae; Streptophyta; Magnoliopsida; Caryophyllales; Amaranthaceae
Product: major pollen allergen Ole e 10
Exons: 3
Coding region: 1-300 (99 amino acids)
Source: RefSeq, a predicted model, not a curated record